Molecule: messenger RNA, 2050 nt
Organism: Varroa destructor (honeybee mite)
Lineage: Eukaryota; Metazoa; Arthropoda; Arachnida; Mesostigmata; Varroidae
Gene: SpdS
Product: Spermidine Synthase
Biological process (GO): spermidine biosynthetic process
Cellular component (GO): cytosol
Molecular function (GO): spermidine synthase activity
Source: RefSeq, a predicted model, not a curated record
CUAUAGGAAGUCGCGUAACUCUGUAUCGUUAGAAAAUGAUUUCUUGCUCGUUGGUUUCUGGUGGCAUCAUUACGGAGAGAGUGUGUGUCAAUGUAAUCUGUUUGCAGUUAAGUUGAGAGGGAGGUUUAUGUGUGCUGUGCGUUGUUCUUCCGUGUGUCGAACACGAAAUCCGGCGGCUGGCGGCAGAACAGUUGGGAGAUAGCACGACCCGGCGUUUACCGACUCGACCAAGUAAGCUGGCGGCCGCACAAGCCCAACAGCGUUUGUCCAGCGCAAGUGGCAGGCAAUUUGAUAGUAGAAGCACCAGAUAAUUGUAUCAAUUGGGGCCACCGCGGAAGAUAGAACGGCGGCCAACGGCUAAAAUUCCUCAGGACGUCAGUGAACCCGAAGGUGAUUCUGGUGCCAACGCCGAAAUCUGCUAAUCUUGUGAGAAGAGUAAUCGAGAGUUGAAUCGCAUAAUAAUUCGUACUGUAUUGCUGAAUCAAAGUAAGAGAACACACAAUGGCUGCCGGAGGGUCAACUCGAGGACUACACUAUUUUAGGAGGGGUUACUUCACGGAAACAGGCACAAUGAACUCAGAUCCGAGUUUAACUAUGAAAGUCGAUGAGGUUCUCUACGAAGGUCAAAGCAAGUAUCAGAACAUCGUGAUGUUUACCUCGAAGAUGUUUGGUCGAGUUCUCUGUCUCGACAAUGCUAUUCAGUGCACCGAGUUUGAUGAAUUCGCCUAUCAGGAAAUGAUUUCAUUUCUUCCUCUCAACGUACACCCCGAUCCCCAGAACGUGUUGAUCAUCGGCGGAGGUGAUGGAGGCGUUGCUCGUGAGGUGAGCAAACAUCCAGGGGUGAAGAGGAUCAUCCAAUGUGAGAUUGAUGAGGACGUUAUUAAGCUCUCUAAAGAACAUCUUCCAUUCAUGGCUGAAGGAUUUCACUCACCCAAGCUGGAUUUGAAGGUCGGCGACGGCAUCGAUUUCGUAAAAAACACCACUUUACGAUUUGACAUUGUUAUCACAGACUCGUCGGACCCAAUUGGCCCUGCAGAAGUCCUUUAUAAGGACGACUACUACCAAGCACUAAACAACAUCCUUAAACCUGGCGGUAUCAUUUGCUGUCAGGGAGAAUCAAUGUGGUUCGACCUGAAGUUUAUUGGUGACGUCCUUCGUCGAUGCCGAGCCAUUUUUCCUAGCGUAGCCUACAGCUCCAUUUAUAUUCCCACCUAUCCCGGUGGUCAGAUCGGAUUUCUGCUUGCAAGCAACUCAGCGAACGUAGACUUCGUCAAAGCAAGAACAGUUUUUACCGAUGAAGACUGCGAACGCCUGAAGCUAAGGUAUUACACAAAUCAGGUACAUGAGGCUUCAUUCGUUUUGCCGCGCUUCGUGCAGAAAGAGGUUGAAAAAGCCAUUGGAGAAAAGAGUGGAGAAGGUAAGGUUUAAUCGACAUGCGGCCAACGUCUUGGAAGUGCCUUUUUAAUCAAGUUUAUAGGUCUUACGUAUGCACAAUAUAAAUGGGCAGUCAAAUUUAUAAAUCGGUGGCCUCGCCAAUUUUUAUUCACGUAAACCGUUUCUACCGUGUCGAAAUUAACCUAUCGUUCGCUAUUUCAAUCUAAUACAGUUUUGGGCCUUGUCGAUGAAGCAGGAACCCGCUUCUAAUAGUGAUCUGCUUGAUAUUUAUUUGUGCCAUCUAUAUGAGACGAGACUGCUGUCUGUUGAAGCCACAAUAGACCGCAACUUUUCCUAGAUGAUCCUGCCUUCACCUAUCGCUAGUCGCCAUUACGAACCUUGUCAAACGGUGUUUCGAUAGUUCAGUUUAAAAAUCUUUAAAAGGAAAUCACUAUCUACAAAGCGUAACACAGGCGCCUUACGUUGCCGUCGUGGGUUGAAGCAUAAACCCAUGCAAGUCUAAAUGGACAUGAGUCUAGCAGAAAAAUGAACUGGAACACCAACAAAAACUUUAACGGUUCCUUUGAUAUCACAAGGUCAUCAAUAAGUUAUAUUAAGUCGUUAGUACGUUUAGUGAAAGACACUAAUAGACACUAAUAAAGCUAGUUAUGUCUCA